UCCCUCUCCCUGGAUUACACCACUGCAACAGCAAACUCCCACUCUGCCUCCACCAGAAUACAAUGUGUCUCAGAGUGGAGACGGAGCCGAGUGAAGGCAGGAAGAGGAAUCUCCUGCAACACCGGCGGUUGUAGAAACGUCCGACACGCUGUCGACCGUAGACGAAACUCGUCACACCACGUUUAGACUCUGUAACGUUGAGGCUUCACAGUUUUGCGGCAUGCCCACUGAGGAUCCACAGCCACUGAGUCACAUGACGAAGACGAAGACGAAGACGAAAGAGAUUAGAGUUGAGAGCAGCGCCGAACGGGCCCUCAUCGUUGUGACCAUCGGACAUGUUACGAACUAGAGCCCGACCGAUGAUGUCGACCGAUAUGAGCCAUUCGCAGACACAGAGCGUGCGGGAGGCCGUGGGUCGGAGCGUGAAGCUGAACCUGAGGCGCAGGGUCCAGCUGGAGGUCAGAGGUGACAAGGUGGAGAACAGAGUGCUGGCGUUGGCGUCGCAUCGAGCUUAUCUGCUGACGGCUCGGGUUCCAUCCAAGGUUGAACAUUCCUUCAGUUACCUGGACAUCCAGGGAAUCAGCAGCAACAAGCCCACUCAGUUGCUGUUGGAGCAUGAGCGCGGUCCGUGGAGCCUCCGGCUGAGCUCGGUGGACGAAGUGGACGAGGUGAUCGCUCACAUCGGCAGCUGCCUGCAGCGGAUCUGCCCGGCGGGCUCACCUGUGAAGGUGAUGAGGAAGUUGAGUUUGAAGCCAGCGGAGCGGACGGCGGCGCUCCAGGCCGUGUGGGACGACCAGGGCUCGUCCGACCUGGGACCCUGCGGCGGUUUCUCUCAUCAGUACUGGUGCGUGUGCGAUUACCUGGGUCUGCCGUACAGAGAGGAAGUCCAAUGGGACGUGGACACCAUCUAUCUGACCCAGGACACCAGAGAGCUCAACCUGCAGGACUUCAUUCACCUGGAAAACAGGGACUUGGUGGCGAUCGUCGCAGCUCUGGAGUUCAACCAGUGGUUCACCAAACUCUCCGCCAAAGACUACAAGCUGUCGACAGACGUGUGUGACCAGAUCCUCAGGGUUGUGGCUCGGUCGAGUCGGCUUGAGGAGCUGGUUCUGGACAACGCUGGAAUCAAAAGUGAUUUUGCUCAGAAACUGGGCGGAGCUCUGUCACAAAACCCCGCCUCCACGCUGCACACACUCAACCUGAGCAACAACUCGCUGGAGGACAAAGGUGCUGCUGCUCUGAGCGCUCAACUCGCCAAACUGCCGAUGGGCCUGAAGCAGCUGAUCCUCUGCAGGACGUCCAUGACUCCUAAAGGUGUGAACAGCCUCUGUCAGUCGCUCUGUUCCAACCCGGUCGUGGCCUCCACCCUCACACAACUCGACCUGUCGGGGAACUCGCUCCGAGGCGACGACCUUCAGAAUCUUCACAGCUUCCUGAGUCACGCCAACAGUCUGGAGUCUCUGGAUCUGUCGCACAGCGACUGUUCUCUGGAUCAGGUUUGUGCGUCUCUGCUCCGCGGAUCUUCGAAGCAUCUGUCCGUCCUCAACAUGUCGAAGACCGUCUUCUCUCACAGGAAGUGUAAAGAGAUCCCCUCGUCCUUCAAGCAGUUCUUCAGCUGCGCUCAGGCCCUGAGCUGCGUCAGCCUGUCGGGCACCAGGCUUCCCCUGGAGGCUCUGAAGUCCUUGUUGUUGGGCCUCGGCUGCAACCCGAACCUCAGCGACGUGUCUCUGGAUCUCAGCUGCUGUGAGCUGCGUUCCGGAGGUUCUCAGAUCCUGGAGGGCUGCAUCGCCGAGAUCCCCAACAUCUCCAGUUUGGACAUUUCUGACAAUGGUCUGGACAUGGAUCUCACCACUCUGCUGGUCUGGCUCGCCAAGAACCGCUCCAUCAGACACCUGUCGCUGGGCAAGAACUUCAACAACAUCAAGUCCAAGAACGUGGCUCCGGUCCUGGACAACCUGGUCCACAUGAUCCAAGAGGAGGAGUCGCCGCUGAUCUCGCUGUCGCUGGCCGACUCCAGGCUGAAGUCCGACCUCUCCAUCGUCCUCAACGCUCUGGGCAGCAACACGUCUCUGACCAAGCUGGACAUCGGCGGCAACGCCAUGGGAGACAUGGGCGCCAAGAUGCUCGCCAAGGCCCUGCAGAUCAACACCAAGCUCAGGACGAUAGUGUGGGACAGGAACAGCGUCAGUCCUCAGGGUCUGCAGGACGUCGCCGCGGCUCUGGAGAAGAACUACACCAUCCGCUUCAUGCCUAUUCCCAUCGUGGACGCGGCUCAGGCGCUGAAGGCGAACCCGGAGAAGACGGAGGACGCCUUGUUAAAGAUGGAACAAUAUCUGCUGAGGAACCACGAGACUCGGAAAUACCUGCAGGAGCAGGCGUACAGGCUGCAGCAGGGGAUCGUCACCACCACCACACAGCAGAUGAUGGACACGAUGUGCGUCAAGGUGCAGGAUCACUUGAACUCUCUGAGGUUCACGGAGACCAGCGCGGUUCAGGAGGACGUGAGGGCGGCGGAGAACCUGAUGAAGGACGCCAGGAACUCCAAGACACUCCUCCCCAACCUGUACCACCUGCGGAGCGGGGGGGGCCGGGGGGCCUGCGUUGGCGCCAUCCAGGACAAACUGGAGUCGAUGGCGGGCGAAGUGUCGAGGGUGAUGGACGAACAGCUGCAGACGAUGCUGGCGUCCAUGGUGGACGCUGCCGAGGGCCUGUGUCCCCACGUGAUGAAGAGGAGCAGCCUUCGUCCGGAGCUGCUGCAGGCGGGUACCGGGAGGAUGACCGUCCCGCGCAGCUUCGUCGCCGCCACGCUGCUGGAGCAGUCGGGCGCCGACAUCAUCAACAAGAUCAGUGAGGUGAAGCUCAGCGUCGCGUCCUGUGUGUCCGACCGCAUCGUGGACGAGAUCCUGGAGUCUCUGUCCAGAUCGCAGAAAACUCUGGCCGACCACCUGAACAGGAAGGACCAUCAGCCUGUUCUGCGUCACGAGCCUCAGACGGAGCUGGAGGUUGUGGACGAGUCGGUUCUGCAGCCGGAGUCCAGCGGCCGGGAGCCGAGGACGAGCUGCGAGCGGAAACACGGGCUGGAGGACAUGGACGCCUGCAUGAUGAAUCCUAAAUCCAAGAGGAAGAGUAUUCUGGUGAGGAUGCUUCGCCCCGUCUCCGUGGCCUUCGAGAUGGAGUUUGACCUGGACAAAGCCCUGGAGGAGGUUCCGAUCCACGUGGAGGACCCUCCCCUUCCCCUUCCUCUUCCUCCUCCCCGUUCGCCGCCGCUCGACAGAACGUCGGCCUCCUACGGAGACCUCCCGCCUCCGCCGACUUCCCCGGCCGCGAGGUCCUUCCCCCUGGACGAGCUGCUGCCGCCGGUGGAGCACAAGACGCUGGAGCAUCGCACCAAACUACGACCCAAACCCAAGAAGAGGACGAAGCCCAGUAGACCUCCUCGUCAGGCCGGCGGCGGCUCGGCGCCACCAGAGAGCGAGCAGAACAGCAUCAUGGGAAAGUUGGAUGAAGGGCUGGAAGACUUCUUCUCCAAGAAAGUCAUCAAGCUCAGCUUCAAACUUCCCUCUGUCAGAGGUCCGUCCUCCAGCUCGCAGGAAGCCUCAGAGAAGAAACGCGAGUCGAGGAAGAGCGGUUUCUUUAACCUCAUCAAAUCCCGGACGUCCCGCUCUGAGAAGAGCCACGGAGUCGCCGCCGCCGCCAUCGCUCCGCCCAACGCCGCGGCGCCCUCGUCUUCCGUCAGCCCGGUGACCGAGGAGGUGACGACGCCUGCGACGCCGGCCGAGCCCCAUCAGGAGCUCCACAGGGCGCCGUCCUCGAACCACGCGGAUUCCGAGGCGGACGGCGGUCCGACCGCCGCUGAGGAAGAGGAGCAGGAGAAAGAGGAGGACGAGGAGGAGGAGGAGGUGGAGAAGAAGGAACAUCCCCACGUUCCCCGGCACAUCGGGGUGCCUGUGAUGGGAAUGGACCUGCUGGCCGAGAUGAAGGCCCGACAGGAGAGGAUGGCCGCGAAGAAGUCUGAAUCUUCAGCCUUACAGGAGAAGAUGGACGCUGACAGAGCAGCCCAGUCGGACGCCGACGAGUCCAGACCGGAGCCGACGCCGAGGUCCAAACCACCGAGCGUCUCCCCGAGACCACAGCCUCCGUCCCAGGCCGCCAGACCCCCCCACGCCUCCGGUCCCCCCGGUCCCCCCGGUCCCCCCGGUCCCCCCGGUCCCAGGCCGAGCAGCACCUACGUCCACGACGACUCUACCGACGCCUGCUCUUCUUCUACCAAAGCACCACUUCCUGCUCCUCGGCUGAAGAGGGCGCCGUCGGAGCAGGAGACGGAGACGGAGAGGAGGCCCGGCAGCAGCGGCGCCGGCGCCGCAGGACCCGGGUCGCCGCCGCCGGACGUGGAGUUUUCUGGAGACGACGGCGGCGGCGAUGCCUUUGAGCCGCCUGGCGCGGGGGCGGAGCCUGGCGCGGGGGCGGAGCCCGGUGGCAGCGGUGACCGACAGUGGUCGUCUCUGAGGAGGAGUUCAACCAGUCCUACCGCCGACAGGGAGGCAGACCGGCAACGAGCCAAGUCUCUCCCCGCUUACGCGAGGCCUCCGUCGCUGGCAGACGCUGACCUCAGCGCAGCAGCUGAGGACGAGGACGAGGACGAGGACGAGGAGGAAGAGGAAGAGAUUCAAACUCCGGCUGCUGAUUUCAAGUUUGACGGCAAAUCAGAGGACGAGUCCGGCGACCACGACGACCACGGCGACCAAGGCGACCACGGCGACCACGGCAAUCCUUCAGUCUGACGCCUGCGACAUGUUUACGGUUCAUUAAAGGUCCGGACAGUGAAAAGCUUUGAUUUCCUGGUUAUCAGAGGAGUUCACUGACCCUGGAUCAGCCAAUCAGACGCCAACACAGAUCCGUCAGCGUCUCUGUCAACAGCUGUUAAUCCAACGCUCCACGGAUCGGCGACCGGAGGAGUUUUGGAUCUUCGGUGCGGAGACGAUCUGUCGGGUUUUUACUGCGUUCUAAUUCUGCAGGUGAACGAGCGGCCGGUCGUCACGGCGACGAGACGUUGAAACAACACAGGACUCUUUACAAAAUUAGAAAAAAAGACAAAACAAGGAAACAGAGACAGUUCCUUUACAAAGAGAUGAUGAAACAGAUUCAAACUGAAACAGAAGAGUCAGAGCUUGUUUUUUAGCUAAUGAUGCUACGCUAACCCGACUAGCAAAAAACUGCUGACGGUUCAUUUCAUUUCAAGGCGACGGAGACGAUGGUUGGAUGUUUUCAUCGAGUUUUAAUUGGAACUGGACAAAAGUUUAAAGUUAUAAAAAUGAAAAAGAAAUCAUCUUGUUUCUUGUCAGGAUUUUUUGAUAACAUGAGGGGGCGGGGCUUAUGGCCGUAUUGCAGCCAGUGAGCCACCAGGGGGCGGGACUUAUGGCCGUACUAGAGCCACUGAGCCACCAGGGGGCGACGAUGAUGUUCUGGCCACACUUCAAUUCCUGAGAUUCAUAUUUAACAUCAUUUAUUACACACUGACGUCGGCCAAUCACCUACUGCUGCACUUACUAAUGUAUAAUGUGUGGAUGUAUAUAAUUAUAUAUCUAAAUAUAUAUCUAAAUAUAUAUAUAUCUAAAUAUAUAUAUAUCUAAAUAUAUAUAUAUAUAUAUAUAUGUACUAACACAUGCUUCAUGUAAAUGGGUUUAAAGCAUUUAUUGUGAUUGGAGCAGAAGAUCUGAUUUGUCAACAGUGAAUCUAAGUUGAUUCAUAUUUUAAGCAACGCGACGGUGACGGUUUUUAUUUUAUUGGGAAAAAAUUGUUUGGAAAUAUAUUUGUGAAAAAAAAUUGGGUUAAAUAAUUUGUUUUAUUGAUUAUGUGUCAGUGGACAUGUAUCUGUAUUUGUAUGUUUAUACCAAUAAAUACUGUUUUACA
Molecule: messenger RNA, 5910 nt
Organism: Scophthalmus maximus (turbot)
Lineage: Eukaryota; Metazoa; Chordata; Actinopteri; Pleuronectiformes; Scophthalmidae
Gene: carmil1
Product: F-actin-uncapping protein LRRC16A
Exons: 38
Coding region: 336-4781 (1481 amino acids)
Biological process (GO): regulation of Arp2/3 complex-mediated actin nucleation; cell migration
Cellular component (GO): plasma membrane; lamellipodium
Molecular function (GO): protein binding
Source: RefSeq, a predicted model, not a curated record